UGCUUGUUUUAGGAGGAAUGAACGGUGGUCCUGCUACUUGAAAUAGGUGAAGUCUACCGUGAAGUUGCACAUAAGUCGAGCGGCUAUUGUAUUAUGGGACUAGAGUCGGAAUACUGAAGGGCGCCGACAGUUGAACUGUGGGAGGCUAGAGAAGGAAUUUAUGGGGGGAACGGGCUAAAGUCCUAUUUGGCGUGACGUUUUAUCGCUUCGUCUAAGACCGAGGUCCUGCUCUGCUCUGCUGCCCGGUGGGAGAAAGUCGGUGAACCUACGCCGUCGACGACCGGGACCGGAAGGCGGUCCGCGAAGGGCGAAGCAGUCGAAUCCCGACGCGAGAGGCCACGGUUACGGGCGACGCCGCCGCUGAAGUGCCGUGACUCGGCGAGAGAAAAUUGAUGAAAACAAGACUGCGAAUACACGGAAAACUUCGCGGUGAGAAUGGAGGGACGGGGUAAACAACUGGCGACGGGGGAUCUGAAAUUUCUGGCCAGACUGAUGACAAGGUUCAUCAGGACGUCACACCAUCUUGAGAGUGUGGCGGAAGCCGACCGCCCGCCAUGGGGCAUUCGACUCCUGGAAAAAUCACUGGUAGAAGGGGUCAAGCCCUCCAAUCCGAAUGAGAAAAUCAAUACAUUGACCAAGUACAAUGCUAAGAAUUGGGCGUACGUGACACAACAGUCGCUCUUCGAACAUUAUUCGGAAACUUUGGCGUCGCUUAAAAUUGAACUCGGCAGGUUCAAAAAUGCACGCUGGCAAGACGCGCUGUCCUUGGCGGUGAAGUGGGCUAGAUUAGAUCUAGACACUCUACGGCAGGCCACUCUGGCGAAGGCGAGCGCGGAAAUUGAAUUUAUUAUGGGUGUAGCGGGAGCUCAGCCCCCGACAGGUAGAUGGGACACCCCGGUAGAUAGGCCGGACGCGUCGAUUCCAGGUCCGUCGACGAGACCGAUGGUCUCCGCGUACACGCAAACGGACGCCUGGACCCCGGAGGGGCCGAGCAACGCCGAAGAAACGCGGCCGUCCACGUCGACCGCGAACCCUGGGGCGCCGACCAAAAGGAAGCCGAACGACGGACCCGAAGAGAACCUGGCCCUCGAAAGUCACGGAAAAAAGAAGAAACAGAAGUCGGUAAGAACGACCGAUGAUGACUUAGAUCUGGAUGCACUGCUUGCAGAAUACACCCCGCCGUUAGAAGUCCUGUUGGGACCGGAGGAGCCCUCCGACCCCCUGGUCGAGGCCCUCGAAAGGGCGAUCACGCCCACCUUGCCGGAAAUCGACCUGAUCUCGGACGACGCCCUGAUGGAAGUGGAGGAAGCCCCGCCUUGGGACAUCGAGACGGUAGACACGAGCACGGUGGUGAUGACCUCCCCGAUCCUCGAGAGCCUGAUGGCGCCGUCCCCGCCUCGCGGGGACAUGAGCGAGACCCCCGGUGGAAAACCGCAGAGAGCCCUUGUCCCGCGAGCGCUUCGCAUGCCGGACGAAGCGGCCCCUGGACGUCCGGUGGAGAAAGAAGGCGAGUGGGGUGUCAGUAAGGGGGAGGGCGUCAAGUUGCGAAUUGACGGAAUGCAAUUGUUUAAAUUUCACGACCAUAAGGGUGACAAAUACGGGAAUUGGGACCUAGUGGUGGAUAGGCCCAUAUUAAUCAUGGGCGAUUCAAAUAUCUCUAGGCUACCGGGAGUCAGAAACACGAACGUUCAAAUGGACUCCUAUCCGGGCGCCAAAAUGAACCACCUGGUUCACGUUCUGGCCUUCAGAACCAAAAUAGUGGUCCCUCCCAAGAAAGUCAUCCUUUCAGUAGGCCUGAACGACAGAAACCAAACGAACCCCUCGAAACUCAGAGAAGACGUCAAGAAUCUGGCCGAGGUGGCGAAGAAGACUUUCCCGCAGAGCGAUAUAGGUAUCCCGAGAAUAAACCACUCGCCGUUAAUGACCAACUUCGUACGGGCCAAAAUAGAACAGCUCAAUUUUAUGAUAGGAGAGACAGGUUACGGGAUCCCUAAAUUGGGAGACCAAUUAUUUGAGACGCUCGGGGACGGGAUCCACUGGUCCCCAGCCACGGCCAAAAAUAUGUGGGCCUUGUGGUACGAAGGUUUUUUGGAAGGGGGACGUUUGUAGUGUCUCCGGGUUUUCCGAAUAGGAAAACUUACGGCUGGACCCGUCCUCCCCAAAAAUAUAAAAAAUAAUUUUUCCACCACUCUCUGUCCCUUCGUAAAAUUGAACUCUUUGUUCGUGACGUUUACAACCACGCACCCGCCGACACGGUUUAUACCUCGCUUCCGAGUACGAUGCCCGUUGGGCUGUUUUUGCUUUCUGUGUUUAUAACUGUGCGAUUUUUGAGUUAAGAGGACUUUGGUGGGCUUUUCUUGUUUUCAUGGGACGGUUUGGUUUUGUUUCAAGGCUUGUAAGAAAAGGUUUUUUUUCUUUCUCGGAUUGUUUUUUUUCAUAUUGUACCAUAUGUAUAUGGGUGGAUAAUUUUUUUUAUAUAUGUAUGUAUACACGUACAUGUACAUAAUCUCUAUAUAUAAUUCUUUUUCAGGUUCUUGUUGGUUUGUUUUUGUUCAUAUUUUUUCAAUACAAUUUAUGCUGGUAUUCCGGCGUUU
Molecule: messenger RNA, 2594 nt
Organism: Corythoichthys intestinalis (scribbled pipefish)
Lineage: Eukaryota; Metazoa; Chordata; Actinopteri; Syngnathiformes; Syngnathidae
Exons: 2
Coding region: 436-2109 (557 amino acids)
Source: RefSeq, a predicted model, not a curated record